AUGAGUUCGCACAAUAAUCGGGCGCGACCCCAGUCGCCAAGCGCAGAUGACGAUCCAGAUCUCGCAUUAGCCAUUGCACUCUCUUUACAGCAAGAGGAAUUUGACAACGACGACAGAACCAAGGCUGCGUCAUCUGCAACGAAGCUUCCGACAUCGUCAGCCACUAACACAGGCCCGUUAGGGCUGUUGGCCCUCGACCGCAAGAAAAUGGAAGAGGAACGUAUAGCAAGACUGAAGAAGCGUUCAGCUGCAGAGGCUGGUAUUGAUACCCAAUCCUCACAGAGCUUAAAGUUGCUACGCCCUGGAGUCUCUGAGAGCCAUAAGGUUACUGGUACCGCAAAGUCCAAGGCAGCGACACCAGCAAUAUCUGCAACACCAGCCGCAAAUCCUUUGGAAUUACCAUUUUCGAAAGGAGCGUUCAAGCGCACUUGGGCCUUCGGCUGCCCCAGAAAUGGGGAAGAUAUCAAGAUUGAGGAAGUCCUUCAGAAGGACAAACUACAGCUGGCCGUGCUCUCAUCCUUCCAAUGGGACGAGGAAUGGCUUCUCUCGAAGGUCAAUGUCCGAAACACCAAGCUGCUUCUAGUCGCCUACGCAAAUAACGAUGCCGAGAAAGCCAACAUCCGCUCAAACAUUCCGGCCGGUAGUCUCAUCAAAUUUUGCUUUCCGCCAAUGCAUGGCGGGUACAUGCAUUCCAAGUUGCAGAUCUUGAAGUAUGAAGGUUGCCUCCGUAUUGUAAUUCCUUCCGGCAACCUGGUUCCUUACGACUGGGGAGAGACGGGUCAGCUGGAAAACAUGAUCUUUCUGAUCGACCUGCCCCGGCUCAAUGGGCCACCUAUCGAGACAUCAUUCGGCACCGAGCUCCGACGCUUCCUAAGAGCGCUUGGCCUCGACGACAAAUUGGUGAAGAGCCUGGACAACUACGACUUCUCCGAGACAAGCCGUUAUGGUUUCGUCCAUUCCAUCUCUGGCAGCCAUACGAAGGAAGCUUGGCAACACACAGGCCAGUCUACCCCUUCUGCUCGGGACGCGAUGACUUCAUGCUACUGCGGCUUAGGGAGCAUUAUCCGAAGCUUGGGUUUGGCAACCGAGAAUGCCGUUGACAUUGACUAUGUGGCAUCUUCACUGGGAUCGCUAAACCAUGGGUUCUUAACGAUGAUAUACUAUGCCUGUCAAGGCGACUCAGGCAUGAAAGAAUACGAAGCCAGGCAGUCCAAAAUGACCAAGAGCAAGGCUGCAAAAACAGGCUUGGGUGGUUCCAGACCGGUCGACAUUGACAAGGAGCCGCUCCAAUUGCAGCAUCAUUUCCGCAUCUAUUUCCCUACCGAAAAGACCGUUUCUAGUAGCCGGGGCGGUAGAUCUUCUGCCGGCACCAUUUGCAUGCAAGAGAAAUGGUGGAAUUCUUCAACGUUUCCGCGAGAAUUGAUGCGAGAUUGCCAAAGCGCCAGAGGUGGCCUGUUACUACAUAGCAAAGCCAUAUUCGUCCGUGAGCGGGCGCACGACGGCGCAGUCUGGGCAUACGUGGGGAGUGCAAACUUGUCGGAGAGCGCAUGGGGCCGAUUAGUGAAGGACCGGGAGUCGGGAACGGCCAAGCUCACUUGUCGCAACUGGGAGUGCGGCGUGUUAGUCGCGGUCAAGGACAGCUCGGCAAGUACUGGGGACCAAGACGCACAGGCUCAGUCGCGUCCGCAGGCAAAGGCGCAGACUGUGACGCUGGAGGGGCAUGCCGAGAGCGAGGAGACAUUGAAGGGCAAGGAGGGAACGACGGCGGCAGCGGCAGAGAGCAUGGGGAAGCGGCGGCAUCAGCAGCUCGAUCAGGACGGAUCGGUGGGCCUCGAUGGAGUGUUUGGAGCGACGAUGCCUAUUCCAAUGAGGGUGCCGGCGAGGCGCUACACGUCAGAUGAAUCGGCAGCCAGCCGGCCAUGGUUUUUUAUGAAGGCCGACUGA
This is a messenger RNA of Colletotrichum abscissum, 1944 nucleotides long. Its product is annotated as ubiquitin interaction domain-containing protein. The transcript is spliced from 10 exons. The record is from RefSeq and is a predicted model, not a curated record. Bases 1 to 1944 code for a protein of 647 amino acids. Gene Ontology annotation, cellular component: nucleus. Gene Ontology annotation, biological process: DNA repair. Lineage: Eukaryota; Fungi; Ascomycota; Sordariomycetes; Glomerellales; Glomerellaceae. Gene Ontology annotation, molecular function: 3'-tyrosyl-DNA phosphodiesterase activity; single-stranded DNA binding; double-stranded DNA binding.